CAACAUUUAUAACACAUAAUCUACUUGCAGAGAUUAGCGUGGGCCCUGAAUUUGUGUUUUACGGUCAUAUAAAUUCAAGUGGUACUCACUGCAGAGCCACUUGGGCGUAAAUCGACGAUGAUGCACAACCAAACCGGAGGGUGGCGCUGCAUCCACAUAAUAUGUGGAGUGACACACACGAAGAAAUUCACACAUGCAUCUUCCGUAGUGUAAACUAUUAUGAUGGUACGGUUUUAAAAGAAGAGCAAUAUAAAUCCAGUGGGAGUACAAGAAGCUGAAGAAAUGGAACACAAAACCAGAAAAGACAUCAUUCACAGAUUCCAAGUAAACUUCCUCGCGAUGAGUCUUUUAAAUACAUUUCCAUGGGAUCAUUUAGACGAAGAAAUUAGAAAUUCAAAUACUUCAGACAUUAUAGAAGACAUCCUUCAUAAGACAUGCUUGCAUCCCAUUUGUGUCAAGAAUCCUCCCUCUUUAAAAUACAGAAGACGUUUCCUGACGGAACUGAUUAAAAGGCAAGAAAAGCUCUCUGCUGAACCUCUGGAUAUACUGUAUGAGGCUCUCGGUGAGGUCAUGUGUGCUCAGGAGGAGGACUUGUGCUUCAAAACCUACUUACUACCAACAGGAGAUGCUGUUAGUCUAGCAGAGAAUGUGGCCCUCAUCUCUCAGGGCACCACAGGUCUGGUCACCUGGGAAGCUGCCCUUUACCUUGCUGAAUGGACUCUGGAAAAUGCACACAUCUUCAAAAACAACCUAACCAAAUACAUCUUCAGCGACUGCCAUCAAACUGUGCUCCAGAGGCUGAAGGACAACAUCACAAACUGCUUAGCUAACUGUGACGGCGUCAGUGUGGAGGAACUGGACUGGGAAAACGUGUCAGAUGAGCAGCUGCAAAGAAUACAGGCCAACACAAUCAUCGCUGCAGAUGUGGUGUAUGAUCCUGAUAUAAUUGCGUGUUUGGUGAGACUUCUGAGCCGACUUCUGAACUGUAAGGUUGAAGAAAACCAUCCUGAUGUUUACGUUGCAUCUACUGUACGCAACCCACAGACAUACGAGUGCUUUAAGAAAGAAUUAGAAAGGGCUGGACUGAGACAUGUCAUCAUGAAAGAUUCUGUUACUCAAGUGUUUCCAUACAACCGAGCCUCCACUAUAGAAAUGAUCAAAAUAUAUGUAUGACAAAAUCAAUUCCUUUGUAAUAAAGUAUUUAUUUACAUAA
Messenger RNA from Danio rerio (zebrafish), 1213 nucleotides. NCBI's taxonomy places the organism in Eukaryota, Metazoa, Chordata, Actinopteri, Cypriniformes, Danionidae. The record is from RefSeq and is a predicted model, not a curated record.